AUGAAGUACGUCUCCGGGCCGUACUUCGAGCCGGACUUCGACCCGCUCCUCGACCGCUUCGGCACCCCCGGGGUCGUCGUCGACAAUGAGACGCGCGAGGACUGCACGCUCGUCAAGGUUGACAGCGUGAACCGGGACGGCGUGCUGCUGGAGAUGGUGCAGCUGCUCACCGAUCUCGACCUCGUCAUCUCCAAGUCGUACAUCUCCUCCGACGGCGGCUGGCUCAUGGAUGGCAAGGACUGCUCCUCCUCCUCGUUUCUUAUCGGGCGCAAGCUGACGGACCCGUCGCUCCCGGAGUUCAUCCAGAGCGCGCUGGUGCCGUUCCACCGGCCGGGCAACAGGCCGUCGCCCCGGUUCACCACGUGCCUGGGCAACGUGGUCGGGCCGGGCGGGCCCGACGUGUCGGACUGCGCGGCGCUCGAGUUCACGGUGCACGACCGCGCGGGGCUCCUGUCGUCCAUCACGUCUGUGCUGGUGGACAACGGGUGCCACGUCGCGUCCGGGCAGGCGUGGACGCACAACGGCCGCGCGGCGGGCGUGCUGUACGUGACGACGGCCGCCGCGGACGGCGCCGGCGCGGCGUCGCUGCUCCCGAGCCGGUGGGCGCGCGUCGAGCGGCUGGUGAACGCCGUGGUGGACGCGCGCGAGAACUUGACCGGGGAGCGCCACUGGGUGUGCGUGUCGGAGCCCGUGCAGGGCCGCGUCCACACGGAGCGCCGCCUGCACCAGCUCAUGCACGACGACCGGGACUACGAGUCCGGCCCGGCACCGACCCCCGUCGACGAGGAGCUCUUCAGCAUGGGCGACAAGGCGGCGACCGCGCGGACGGCCCCCGCCGCGCCGUGA
Messenger RNA from Miscanthus lutarioriparius, 846 nucleotides. The record is from the annotation of a GenBank genome assembly. NCBI's taxonomy places the organism in Eukaryota, Viridiplantae, Streptophyta, Magnoliopsida, Poales, Poaceae.